This is a messenger RNA of Meira miltonrushii, 2320 nucleotides long. RefSeq lists its product as uncharacterized. The coding region runs from base 46 to 2238 and encodes 730 amino acids. NCBI's taxonomy places the organism in Eukaryota, Fungi, Basidiomycota, Exobasidiomycetes, Exobasidiales, Brachybasidiaceae. Gene Ontology annotation, cellular component: plasma membrane. The record is from RefSeq and is a predicted model, not a curated record. The transcript has a single exon.
CCAUAUUCUCUUCAUCAGAUGGAGUGGCUUCUGUUGAGGAUCUGAAUGAUGAAGCAACGAUACAAUAAUGACGAUCAUCAGAGCUGGAAGAAAAGGAGGCGGACAAAUUCAAAUUUAUGGCUACUGUGCCUGGCUGUCGUGAUCCUAUCGUUUAUCGAUCGAACAAACGCUUUAUUCGGCCUUCCGACCAAACGAUUUCGAUAUGAAGGUCUAAUUGAUGCUGGAAGCUUAGGUUUAGAAGGUCUUAAUGGGCAAGUGACCGCUUUUGGAGAUUGGAAUGCCGAUUCUGCUAUUGAUGUAUUCACAAUCAGUCAAGAUGGCAAAUCGAUCAACGUUUACAUUUGGGAUCAUACCGCUUUCAAGUUCGUUCAAUCACCUUUGGCACGCAUUACUGCUCCUCGUGGAAAUACUUUUGUCAACAUUGUUCCGGCCGAUUUCAACUAUGAUGGAAAGCUUGACGUCUUGGCGAUGAUGAAAGGGGACAAUGCAGACCAAUUAGAGAUGGCAGUCUGGCUUGGUACGCAAGAAGGAAGUGUAGCGCCAUCACCAGUUCUUUUGAAUGCGUCUACAAGUGCACAGCCGAUCACACUCGAUGUGACGGGAAAUAUGCGAGGCGAUCUACUUGGUCACCUUCCUACGAGCUCUGAUAAGUUGAGUAUCUGGCGUAACGCUUUGAAGCCAGAUAAUAGCACAGAAGGGUUCGUAGUAGAAGAUGCACCUUUGUACAAUGCUGAUGGUGCAAGCAAAAGCACAACAACAUGUCACCUUGCCAACCCACACAGCUCUGCAUUCAUUGACUUGAAUGGAGACUGUCUAGCAGAUCUGUUCUUAGUGUGCAGCGAAUCCAAUUGGGGUUGGGGAUCCUCAUCGAGCUACCAAAUCUGGACUGCUAACAAGGAUAGCAAAAAGCCAGGUUAUACGUUGGCCCGUCAAGGAAAGCUUCCAGAUGGUGCUGGAGCCCUAUCAUUUGCCGAUAUGGAUCGAGACGGAACAAUUGACGUCGUCUUCCCAUCCUGCGACGGCAAAAGUGGUCCUUGUUACAUCAAUAUCGCCUACAACAGACAGAUGCCAUUGUGCAGCGAGAAACGGGAUGAUUGGUUUGGUGUAGGACCAGGAGGUGCAACACUGACAAACAGUACACAAACAUGUCGUGAUACAGAGUACAACCUUUGCACAGCCGAUGACAGCUUUUCGUUCGACUUCAGCACCGAUCCGUCAAAUGACAAGAUGGCACGUAUACCCCUGGCAGACGUAGUCCCAGAAAACAAGCUGCUCUUGUCUGAUGACCUGCUUUCGUCUCCAAUACCCGUACCUUUGGCGCUUGGAGAUUUCAACAGAGAUGGUUAUCCUGAUUUGGCAAUUAUCACCAUACCUACGCGAGCAAGAGGCGAUGAAACACAUCUGCGACUGCUAGAGAGUGUACCAUGCAAUGCCAAAGGUGCUCAACAACCCGGUUGUCCAUCUGACCCAAAGAACCGACACCGGAAGCGAACAUUCAAAAUGUUAGACGAAGAUGUACAAGCAAUUGAUGCAAUGACAGAUGCACGCAGUGCUGUGUUCUUUGAUCUGGAUGAAGAUGGAUCAUUGGAUCUACUCGUACAGCGAUUGCCUACUAAGGGACAAAAGAAAGAUCAACGAUCGAUCACAUUCGUACAGAAUAACUUCUUCUACGAUGCAUUCUUCCUCAAGGCUAUGACCUCGAAUGGAGCAUGUUCGAGUUAUUGCGAUCCUUCUGGCCCUGGCAAAGAUCGAUAUAGACCUUGGGGUGUGAAUUAUGGAGGGGCUUCUUACAAGUUUACAGUGUUGGAUACGAAUGGGAUUCGAAGGCCGCAACAGGUUGGACAGUUGGCUCAGACGGCAUACAGAAGCUUGCUGUUACCUUAUGCCUAUUUCGGUUUAGGAAGAACGAACAAUUAUGUGGAAAGCUUGUUCGUUGGUGUGACCCGAAGAAGAGAGGUAAACUAUGUCGAGCUGGAAGGAGUGAUUCCCAAUUCUCAAGUUGUAAUUCUUCCUUGGGAACCUGUAGCGGAAGGAGAACAAGAAAUGGGCGAUUCAUCAACAUGGAAAAGGGAGUUGUACGUCAGUCCGGGCGAAUGGAUUCCUUGGGUGACUGUUGUUUUGGUUACGAUCAUUGUUAUGCUUUUAGGUGUAGUGUUUGUCUUACACCUCAACGAAAAACGAGAAGAUGAAAGAGAACGAAAGAGAGCCGUUCAUGCGAUCAAUUUUGACGCACUCUGAUCGGGAACAUGUAUUUAUAUCCUUAUGCAAAACACGAUUUCAAUUUCCACACUUUUUGAUUGAGAUGCAAUAGUAUUUUGGG